CAUGUGUAGUGGACGCGCUGCUAGAUCAUCUUCUUUAUUCGAUCACGUAAUAGACACGCACAAGUCGGGCAGCAGCUCAGCUGUCAGAGCUGUCUUCAAUCAACAAACCCGGAAUAACGCGAAACACACAUUAAACUCCAUAUUUCACUUCAUUUGUCGCAUCUCCUGUUAUGGAGCAAGCAAAGCAAGAGGCAUUUGAUCAAGCCAGGCUGCAAGUGAUCAAAGAUGGCUACGGAAAGGCAUUUGAGUGCAUCAAUAAAGGCCUGACCGAGGACGAGGCGGGCCAUGGCGCAGAGGCACUAAAACUGUACCGGCAAGGACGGCAGCAUCUCCUCAGGGCUCUUAGUGUGCCUUCGCAGGGCAUAGAGUGCGUGGGUCCAUCCUGGGAAACGGCUAGGCAGAUGCAGCACAAGAUGCAAGAGACCCUCAACAACAUCACCACCCGUCUAGCCAUGCUGGAGACCCUCCCAGAUCCCAACGGAGUCCCAGAUAGCAACGCAGCUCCUCAGAAACUCUACCCUGAAGUCCCAAAGGUCAAGCCGGAGAGGUCGACUCCACCACAGAUGCUCCCUUCCAACGUCGGGGUUGCAGGGGCUUCAGGUGGAUCAGUUCCAGUCUCACCAACAAUGCAACCCAAUUUGAUAAGCGAACAGCCCCCUGCAUACAGCCCCCAGGCCGCUGACGGACACCUGACAAUUUCCUACGGCACCGACUCUGGCGAGCUCUCUUUGGUAGGCGAUGACUUCUACAGCCAUACGUCUAAUUCUACACCUUCUCUUCAGAGUUUGGGGGAGGAUGGGGAGGAACUCUUUUUCCUUCCUCAAGGAGUGCAGAUCUUCUUCGUUACCCCUGAUGGGCAAGUGAGCGCUCCCUCUUACCCAGGGUACCUACGCAUCGUAAAGUUCACCAAUGAGUGCUCAGAGAGGGUUCCAAACAGGCCACCUGCCUUCCUACAGGUUUGUGACUGGCUUUACCCCUUGAUGGCCUCUGACUCCCCAGUCCUGCUGUGCAACACCGGGGUCUACAUGUUCCCUGACAUGAUGGCUCCCAUCCCGGGCUCGUAUGUCGGGGUGGUCCUUUCUUCCGAGCUUCCCCAGAAGGAACGUGAACUCUUCCAGAAUGUUCUUUCUCAGUUGACCGACCUGCGUGUCCAGGUGAGCUGUCCCUGUGUCCCCUCAGGUCCCACCUCAGAAACACAGGGGUCAGCUGUGGCUUCAGAGCAGGCAUCAGAUGGCGCAACCGAUACCAUUAACCUGGGUCAGAAGGUGCCGAUGGGGCCUCCUGCAGCUGAAGCAGAGCCCCCUGCUGGUGAGGAGGACAAGGUACUUCCUGAAUGGAGCGAGAAGGUGGCUCAGGGGAUCCUGACUGGGGCUUCAUGGCUGAGCUGGGGUUUGGUGAAGGGGGCGGAGUACACAGGGAAAGCCAUACAUAAAGGUGCGUCCAAACUACGAGAACACAUCACUCCAGAGGACAAACCAACCCAAGUCAGCCCCACGGUAACCAAAAGCCUCCAUGUGGCCAAACAGGCCACAGGAGGAGCUGUAAAAGUCAGCCAGUUUCUUGUGGAUGGACUGUGCACUGUCGCUGGACAUGUUGGCCGAGAGCUGGCACCUCAUGUGAAGAAACAUGGAGGGAAGCUAAUCCCAGAGUCUCUGAAGAAAGACAGGGAUGGACGCUCUAAUAUUGACGGUGCCAUGGUGGUUGCAGCAAGUGGAGUUCAAGGAUUUGCAACAAUGUGGACGGGGUUGGAGGUUGCGGCAAAGAACAUUGCAAAGAGUGUUGCUGCAGAGACUGUUACCACGGUAAAACAUAAAUUUAGGGGUCUGGAGAACAUUUCAGACACCCCAAAUGAAAACAAGUAGAAACAUUUUUCCCUGCACCCCAUAAAAUGGCCUUAAUUAAUGGUCAGGAGCAUGGCUGAAGCUUAUGAAUGUUUCUGAAUUAGUCAGCACUUGCACGCAAUGCUAAUGAUUUAUUGGAGAUAAUGAUUACAUUACGUCCGUUGGCAUCCUGCGUUGCUUUGUACACUGAUCCAGCUCAGUGAUGGAAUGAAUAUCUUUUUCUAACAGCCAAAGUAAUUCAUCUCAUUGUCUUUAUUGCUUUAUUUUUCUUAACUUUUGAACCUGAGUGUGACUUUCAUGAUGAUGUUGCAUCAACAGAAGGUUUUACCAGGUUUUAUCGGAUGGCAAACAUAAUCAUCUUACAAACAUAAUCACAAUUUGACCAAGAUGUACAUAUACAUAUAUACACUACUGUUUAAAGUUUAUGGUCAGUAAGUUUUUCUUUAUUCAGCAAGAAUGCAUUAAAUUGAUCAAAAGUGACAGUAAAGACAUUUAUAAUGUUACAACAGAUUUCUAAUUCAAAUAAAUGCUGAUUUUUUUUUUUUUUUUUUUUUUAACAAUUAAUCAAAGAAUCCUGAAAAAAAAAGUAUCACGGUAUCCACAAAAAUAUUAACUGUUUUUAACAUUGAUAAUAAUAAUAAUAAAUCUUUCUUGAGCACCAAAUUUCUGAAGGAUCAUGUGACAGUGAAGACUGGAGUAAUGGCUGCUGAACAUUCCAUCACAGGAAUAAAUUCCAUUUUAAAACUUAUUAUUAUAGUAAAAAUUGCAAUAUUAUUUCACAAUAUUACUCUAUUUUUAUUCAAAUAAACACGGCUUUGGUGAGCAUACAGAAAGAAACAUUUUUUAAAAACAUUAAAUCUUACUGACCUCAAACGUUUGAACUGUGUAAAUCCUCUUAUACUGUACUCUGUACAAUAAUAAAGAUAGUUCAAGAUUUAAAGCUGAAAUCCUUUCAAUAGUUAUCCAAUAUUUAAAAGUGGGAAAUAAUGGUGUUAACUAUAAUGGUGAUAUAGCUCAUAUAAGAUAAUGUUGUUUUGUUUUUUUAAUCAAAAAACAUAUAUUUUUUUACUACCAUCCUUCCCUUUCUAACUGCGUUUAAAAGUAUUGGCCAUUUUCAGUUCGACUUUUGCACUUUUUUUUUUUAAUGGCAUCUGUAGGAUUAAUUUUACAUUUUUAAAUAAGAUUUUUCUCUCGAGAAAUGACUGAAUCCCUGCAUGUAUGUUUAACUGCUUUGCUCUCCUUUGAGUAAUCUCCAUCUCCUAAAACGUAUUUUUCAAUCACCUCUUUCAUCACCCCGUCCUCUCUUUUACUCAAUCUGGGUUAUCUAUAAUCAAGGUAUGGGGCGGAAGCGGGCCAGGCCACAGACCAUGCUGUCAACUCAGCCAUCAAUGUGGGCGUCACCGCUUUCAAUAUCGACAACCUGGGGAUCAAGGCAAUGGUCAAGAAGACUGGCAAAGAGACUGCCCAUGCCAUCCUGGCAGACUAUCAAGUCCAAGAGCCGGACGGUCAAGUUAAGAAACAUGAAGACCAAAAGUAGAGUUUGAGAUUCAAACCUCUCAUUUCAGGUGUCCAUUUUUAAGAGCAAACCAAAGGUCCUGUUUUAAAAAAAAGACUGAAGAAGAAGUGAAUGGAUCCUUGUCCGAUGAAUGCGUUUGUUGUUAUUUGUUUGUGACUGACACUGAAUUCCGAAAACCUCAUUACAGUAAAUACAGUUAAUUGUGCUGUCAUGUUUACUAUUUACACUGGUUAAACUGUAAAUGCACGUUAAAAAUUCCCUUUACAAGUUGACUGACUGCCCUGCCUGCCGGACAAUAUUCCUGAUCAUGCCUUACACUUCACCAGCAAUGUAAACUCAACAUAUCACCAAUGAACUCACAGAUCCAUUGUUUAGUUGGAUCAUAUUAAAACGUCAGUAGUUUUGCGUGGUAUGUGUCUUCUAAAUGGACCCUUAAAACAAAGUGCAAGCCAAAGGUGGAAUUUAUUUUUUUCCCAUAGAGCCUUAACAAAUAUUAUAUUCUUGUAUUUAAAAAGAAAUCUAUAUCUAAGCUUUAAUAUAUAUGCUGAGAAUGCUUUGUGGUAGUUGUUUUUUAAUCUGCAGACCUGUUUGCUCUUGGUAAUUUCAGGGUUUUUUUAUGUUUUAAAAUAUUAAAAAGCACUUUAAACCAUGCUAGGAACAGACAUGAACAUUUCUUGAGGAUGAUGGGUGCUCGGUAUUAUUGUGAAUAAUAAGUGCAAAAAAAAAAAAAAAUAAUAAUAAUAAUAAUAAUUGCACAUGGAGUUGGAUUAAGAUGCCGGAUAUGAGAAAUCAGCUUAAUUAAAAGCCAGAGAAAUCAGACUUUAUGGGAAAUGUUUAAAAUCUUUAAAGUUUAAAGUAUGUAUUUUAAUACUAUUUUAAAUUAAAGAGACAUAUAUUUAAUUUAAACUGUAAAUGCCAUAUAUAUGAAGUUCUCACACUGAAGAUACUGACCACUCAUAAAACAUCUCUAUGCAGUUGUUGUUUUUUCUUUUAAAACAAUGGCUGCACUUUUUCCUUUAAAAAAAAAAACUGACUAUAGAUAAAGAUAUAAAUAUUACUUUGAUCUGUUAUUAUAACAUCUCACUGUAAGCAUUAACAAACUUGUUCAUUCUAUGUGUGUCUUUACAAAAUGUCUCAUUUCAAUGUACUGACAGUAUAAACAGUUUAAAGUUUAACCACAAGUGUAGGUUUGCUCAAUGACAGAAUCUAAUAGCCUAUCUGACAUAAUAAAUUAAACAUUUAAAACAUA
Molecule: messenger RNA, 4606 nt
Organism: Ctenopharyngodon idella (grass carp)
Lineage: Eukaryota; Metazoa; Chordata; Actinopteri; Cypriniformes; Xenocyprididae
Gene: spartb
Product: spartin b
Exons: 8
Coding region: 171-1862 (563 amino acids)
Biological process (GO): negative regulation of BMP signaling pathway; cell division
Cellular component (GO): plasma membrane
Source: RefSeq, a predicted model, not a curated record